AUGGCUGGGGAAGUUCGACAUGGUGCUAAAAAGUUUACACGUAUACCAGCUAAGUAUGUUUUUCUAUUUUGCUUAGAAUGAACCCUUUUUAAAAGCAUAUAUUAUAAAUAUUAUCGCCCCACUAGAAGGAAUCGAACUUUCUGUGCGAUGGAAGAAUAGAAUCUGUACACCCACGUUCAGACGCGCUUUGUUUACAUUCCCAUAUGAAAGCGUUGUGCGUCGGAUAUGUGUUCAAAAUAAACUACUUUUGUGCACAAGCUAGAGCACAAUUUUUCAAUUCAGUUAUGCCUGGUGCACAUAUUAUAAUUGCCCAACUGAACAUUAAACAGUUUGUUGUUUACGAGAAAUUUCACCUAGAAUUACCGUACUUUCGUUUUCGAUUUGGAGAGAUCCUUAAAGUAAAACUGGCAAGAAAUGGUUUUUGUGGGACUCUGAAUCUCAAAAUUUUCCUGGAAGAGGACCCCCAUGCCCACUUGCCAAUUCUGCUGGUACUGUAAACCUCUGAAUACAGUGUAAGGCUGUAAGCCCUUAUAUUUUUUUGAUAGGCUCAUACAUGGGGGCUUGUGCGGCCGACGCGUUUGAUAUUUGAUAACCAACGCCGUGGCAACUACACUGUGAUCGGGGCUUAUAUUUGGAAUGGUCUGAGCAUUGGUGAAUAUGGUGGACUUAUAAGCAGGGAGGGGGCUUAUAAACAGGAAGGAGGCUUAUAUUUGGAUGUUUACGGUAUUGUCAUAAGGCCCAUUUACGCUGGCAUAUGAAAACGACUGUUGACACCAUUAUGUGACAUCUUUACACACAUGGAAUACACAUAUAUGCCAGGACAAGAAUCACAUACAAAUAGUUGCAAUGUGUAAGUGGGCCUAUAUAGAUAUUAAGUGCCAGUGUAGUAGGCAAAUUCCAAUUAUAUAAACCAUUCAACAAUGAGAUUUUCCCCAGGGGAAUGUUAAUUUUAACUUUGAGAAAUGACAGACAAAUGUAAACAAGGCAAUUAAGAGAUCUGUGGGAGUGAGUAGGGUUGCAGAAAUCUGUAAAAAUAUCUCCCAUGUAAACCCAGUAUGGAAUGAAGGUGGUGUGCACGGCACAUGUGCCAUGCACAACGUUGCUCCGGCUAAUAUAUUUACUAGUAUUUUGGUGCACAUUUUGUCAAAUGUGCGGUGCACAAAAAAUUGUCAUUCCAUACAGGAUGUAAACUGAAGCGCUGGAUAGAAUUUGGCGAGAAAGUUAAUUUAUUUAAUAAACUGCUCCAAUUGAGUUCUUAUCCAGCUGGAUAGUAGCAAAAUCGUACUAUCCGAUAUUCAGCCGAAUAAUUACUAUUAUCCAGAUGAUUUGUUUUUCCUCAAGUGUACUAAAUUUCCAUUAAUUGAAACAUAAAAAUAAUACAUACAGUGUAUAUCUUAUUGGAUUCUUCUGAGCCCAAGAUGGCAAAAUAUCUUUCUCCUCUGCAGAGGUGAUUGGAAUAGGCUUACACGAAUCUUACAUGAAGUUUCGGAAUCUUACAUGAAGUUUCGUGCAUGCUUACAUGAAGUUUCCUGGGGGGAGGGAGGCACGUGGGGAGCGACAGGAAGGCGGAAGAAAGAAGAAAAGGCAUGUAAGAUUCAUUAUGUAAGCCUAUUCCAUUCAUGUAAGCCUAGGUAUUCCAAUUGCCUCUGCGGAGGAGAGAGGCAAAAUAUUAGGUCGAGACUUCAAUAUUGGGCGAGACCGAAGGUCGAGCCUAAUAAUAAUAUUGAAGUUGAGACUUAAUAUUUUGCCAUACUGGGCGAAGAUGAAUCCAAUAAGAGUUUUAUAUUAUAUCAACCAAAACAAUUUUAUAACAAAAAAUUGUCAAUAUUUAAAUACUUGUUUUUACAAAUAUAUGUGCAUAAAUAUACUCAAUUCCGUGUAUGUUUAAAGGAAAUUUGAACUAAUUUCAAUGAAAAAAAUAAAUUACUAACCCAGAGGCUGUUGCAAACAAAUUAAUUUUGCGAAGACAAGUUUUCCCGCGCUUUUAUAAUUUUGAACAAAACUGGUAGAAAAAACUGUAUUGAUGUCCUGAAUUAUUUUCAUUGCUCUGCCAUAUCGCUUGUCCGGAGACAAGAGAUAGAGAUCAAUACAAGAAAUGGAUUUAUUUACUGUUUAAAUAUUGGUGAGUGGUUUUAAACAAAGUUGUACACAGCCCAUUGUACUUAUCCACCAGAUCAACACCUAGGUUAGCAUAUGUAACAAGACAAAACAAGGAAAAAUUCAUAUAUAUAUAUAUAUAUAUAUAUAUAUAUAUAUAUAUAUAUAUAUAUAUAUAUAUAUAUAUAUAUAUAUAUAUAUAUAUAUAUAUAUAUAUAUUACCCUUGAGAAACACCAAAUAAAAUCUUCCCAUAAAUAUGUGGUAACGUUUGUUUCGUAAUGCACUGGGUAAUUAUAAACAGGUGACAUUAUGAUAUGGUAUUAAUUUAACUUUAGAUGGAAGGAUUAUAGUGUCUGUGGAAAGGUUAUAGCUGGUGAGAGGUUGAUCUCAUUCAAAACUCCAUUAUCAGAGGUUUGUUGUACAAAUAAUGGUUUAUCAUUAGGGGGAAGUUUAGUUUUGACUACGAGUAUGACAACGAGUACGAGACCAACAACAAACCAACGAAAUUUGUACUCAACAGCAUGUUCACUUGACUACAACUUGCCAAAGUCAGCACAGAGUUGCUAUACUUUUGGCAGGAAAAAUUUCGUACUCGUUGUCAUACUCAUUGACAUUGGAUUACAGGCUAGUGUUUGGCUAGGCAGGAUAUAUGUGUUUCAUGUUCAGUGCUACUAAUAAACAUAAGAGGCAAGGUGCGAUGUUCACCUGAAUUUUCGUGGAAACAAGGGAAUUGGGGGAUGAUUGUGAACCCACACAAUCUUUGCAAGCAAAUGAAUUUGUCUGUCUCCAUACAGAUGUUUUACACUUGUAUUUACUGUACAACAUAAUAAAAUAAACUUGUGCAUGUGGCGAAAAAAUAUCAGUGGCCAACUAACCAUUUACCAUUAUGGUCAAGUAAUGGGAAGCUGAAGCCUGUCUGCCCAACUUUGAGAAAAGGGGCAGCUACUGUACUUGUAAGCCCCUCCAAAGAUUAGGACUACGGAUCUUAGUCCAUAUGUAAUAAUAAUCAUAAUUUGAAUAACAAUUUUCAACAAAUAUUUUUAGGAAUAUCAUUGCCAUGGAAACGAACGUAAUCCAGAAGAUUGCUUACAAAAAGAAGAACAGUAAGUAUAUAGCUUUGCUUGCAUUUUGUCUGUUUCUUAGGUUUUUGCAAAAUGUCUGACCGUUAAAUAGCAAAAUGUCUUGCAAAAUGUCUGUCUGUUUGAAAUGUAAUUUUGGUGUUUUCAAAGCUGUAAUAAUAUAUAGCUGUAUUAAUUUAAUCAUCCCGGUUAACCGGGCCUGCCCGCCUCCAUACGAACAGUCCCUUUGUUGUUUAGCUGUUUAUUUUUAGAAGACAGUAUACUGUAAGGUACAGUUAGUGUAUAUAGUAGACUUGUAACAGAAACUUUUGGGAAUUUCCAACUCCAUGAAGGAUAAGUCUGAAAUCUACUUUUUAUAAUAAAUUUGGAUAUGGGACAAAAAUGUACUUCCAUUGUGAAACCUAACUGCUUUUUAAUAUUCUGUAGAUUUACACCAAACGAUCUUUGUAACAUUUUUCGGAAGAGAGGUCACAUUUUGGGGCUAGUUGUGGAUUUUACCAACACCAAACGGUAUUAUCAGGCACAGGUAGAGUUCAAUUCUCAAGAUAUA
Molecule: messenger RNA, 3727 nt
Organism: Paramuricea clavata
Lineage: Eukaryota; Metazoa; Cnidaria; Anthozoa; Malacalcyonacea; Plexauridae
Source: the annotation of a GenBank genome assembly